AUUGCUCUGCUUAACUGGAUCUCUGUGCCGACUACUUUUUAGUCUUUUAGUGUUUACUCUUCUCCACUACUUCGUUUUAAGAUCACAUCCGAGUUUCUUCUUCUUCUCACCUCUAAGAAAAAAUGGCGAGCAACAUGGAAGUUUUCUGCGAGAUCUUGAUCGCGAUCCUUCUUCCACCUCUUGGAGUUUGCCUCAAGCGUGGAUGUUGCACUUUGGAGUUCUUGAUUUGCUUGGUGCUGACUCUCUUAGGAUACAUUCCAGGGAUAAUCUAUGCACUUUACGUGAUCGUGUUUCAAAACCGUGAAGGCAAUCAUGAACUCGGAGCUCCACUCAACUCAGCUUGAUUUCUCCUUUUUUUGGUUCAUUUACUUGGAUCAAUAUGUUGUUGUAACUGUUUACUGAUUAUCAUGUACCCUAAUAAGUUGCUUCGCAAUUUUAUGUAUUGAAGAUUUUAAGUAUAUUCUGUGUUGUUGAUACAUCGGCUAUCUAUUUGAUGUAUAACUUCUUGUUGGCUCCAGCAAAUCAGGUACUAACUCUGCUAGUGCUAACUGCUAAGUGCUAAUGUAUCAGAUUCUUUGCCAAGAUUUGUACUGCCGGAGUUUAUUCUGGAUUGUAUCUCAUUUUUCGUGUGAUGAUUUCAACA
Camelina sativa (false flax) is the source of this 643-nucleotide messenger RNA. Its product is annotated as PMP3 family protein At4g30650. Lineage: Eukaryota; Viridiplantae; Streptophyta; Magnoliopsida; Brassicales; Brassicaceae. Gene Ontology annotation, cellular component: membrane. The record is from RefSeq and is a predicted model, not a curated record.